Menidia menidia (Atlantic silverside) is the source of this 987-nucleotide messenger RNA. The record is from the annotation of a GenBank genome assembly. Lineage: Eukaryota; Metazoa; Chordata; Actinopteri; Atheriniformes; Atherinopsidae.
AUGCCUUCUAAGGUCUCCUGCUUGUACCUGCUGACCGUGGUAUGCUGGGCCAGCGCUCUGUGGUACCUGAGUGUGUCCCGCCCCUCGUCCUCUUACGCGGGCCAGAUAAACCUCCCGCUGCGCAAGGCCCCCAAAACCAACAAGAACUCCACUUUCAGCAACAUCCGCGCGCGCUCGCUCAACCCCCACGACUUCGGCUACCUCAUCAACGAGGACAAGAAGUGCGAGGCGGAGCCGCCCUUCCUCGUCAUCCUGAUCAGCACCACCCACAAGGAGUUCGACGCCCGCCAGGCCAUCAGGGAGACAUGGGGCGAGGAGAGCACGUUCCCGGAGGUGCGCGUGGUCACGCUCUUCCUGCUGGGCCGGAGCACGGACGGCGUCCUCAACCAGAUGGUGGAGCAGGAGAGCCAGAUCUUUCACGACAUCGUGGUGGAGGAUUUUAUUGACUCGUACCACAACCUGACGCUCAAAACGCUGAUGGGCAUGCGCUGGGUGGCCACCUUCUGCGCCAAGGCCCAGUACGUCCUCAAGACGGACAGCGACAUCUUCGUCAACAUGGAGAACCUCAUCUACAACCUCCUGAAGCCCACCACCAAGCCCAGGAGGAGAUACUUCACGGGCUACGUCAUCAACGGUGGGCCAAUCAGGGACAUGCGCAGCAAGUGGUACAUGCCCAGGGAUCUCUACCCGGACAGCAAGUACCCCCCCUUCUGCUCCGGCACCGGCUACGUCUUCUCGGCGGAUGUGGCCGAGCUCAUAUACAAAACCUCCCUGCACACGAGGCUGCUGCACUUGGAGGACGUGUACGUCGGCGUGUGCCUCCGUAAGCUGGGCAUCCACCCCUUUCAGAACAGCGGCUUCAACCACUGGAAGAUGGCCUACAGCCUCUGCCGCUACCGCAGGGUGGUCACUGUGCACCAGAUUUCCCCGGAGGAGAUGCACCGCAUCUGGAACGACAUGACCAGCAAGAAGCACCUUAAAUGCUAG